Molecule: messenger RNA, 1374 nt
Organism: Radiomyces spectabilis
Lineage: Eukaryota; Fungi; Mucoromycota; Mucoromycetes; Mucorales; Radiomycetaceae
Exons: 8
Coding region: 1-1374 (457 amino acids)
Molecular function (GO): protein binding
Source: RefSeq, a predicted model, not a curated record
AUGGACGAUUCUACCGCUUGGUUUUCAGGGCCAAUUGCCGAAGCGGUGACGGUCGUGAAUACUAAAAAUUUGCCUCUCGUCGUGUACAUUCAUGACGAUACCGACGCUAGUACUUCCAUGACCCAAUGCUUGGCAGAUGCAGCGGUGGUCGAAGCACUGGCAUCCAAGACAGUAGCGCUUCGGUUUCAUAAAGACUCGGACAAUGCCACGCUGUUUGGACAAUUAUAUCCCGUAACGCUUGUCCCCAUCAUCUAUUUUAUCCAGCAAGGCACCAUCAAGGAUUUCGGAACACACACCAUUUCGCCCCUAGAGGUCGUAACCAAAAUCAAUAAUCUGCAUUCGGCUAUGCCUGUAGAGCAGUCAUCGUCAUCUUCGACAGCAACGGCUGAACCUUCUAUGCGCGCGGCCGAACCUUUCACACAGGUGUCCGGCUUGAGUCCUGCUAGUACAACAGCGGCAGCCGAACCUACACGAUCAUCAGUCGACCCGUCACCAGCCAGUCUAUCCUCCCCAGAGUCAAAUAUCGAUAACAAGAGAAACCUGCAAGAGUACAAAGACAAGGCACGAAAACAGCGCGAAGAGAGCGAGAAACAGAGAGAAUAUGAACAAGAAUUGAAGCGAAGAGAACAGGGAAAACAGCAACAGCAGUUUGCCGAAUCUUGGAAAGAGCGUCAAGAUAAACAAUACUUUGAAAAUAUCAAACAGGAAAAGAAACAAGAGGAAGAGUACAGAAAAAAGAUUCGCGAACAGAUUGCAAAGGAUAAAGCUGAACGUGCUCAAACUCGACAACAGACCACUCCGUCUAAUCAACCCUCCGUCACUACACAAGACAAGCCAAGAGCGAGUAGUAGUCACCGACGCUAUGAUGAAAGUCAUCUCAGUGUUCGUCAACUGGAUGGAAAUAGAACAGACGGCGACCAACCCUAUAAAUUGAUUGCCCAAUUCCCUACUCGCCACUUUAGUAUUACGGACGAACAACGUACCUUGCGAGAAUUGGGUUUAUGUCCGAGCGCCACAAUUAUUAUGAAAGCGAUAAAGAAUAUCAGCACCGCUUACGGUGGCGCUGAAAGUUCAGGCAAUGGCCUGCUCGGUUACAUCUAUUCAGCAGGUGGAUUGCUAUAUAAUGCCGUCAGUACUGUGGGUUCUACCGUCACUGAGACAGUGACUUCCUACAUGACAAGUCCCACAGAUGGAAAUAACGGGUUGCAAGUCAACGGAGGCGGCGGUCAGCGGCUGGGAGGAGGCGAAAGCUCCUCUACCAGACCAUAUAAAAGAUAUCCUGGUAGCAAUGUGAAUACACUGCGUACAACCGAAAAUGAAGAUCCGAGGGAUCGCGAAGGCAUGUACAAUGGAAACUCCAUUAAUCAAGAAUAA